CGUUACACCUCAAAAAGAACCCAAAAAAGUCUCAACGCGGAUACAAAAUCGCAGAGAAGCAAAGCUCAAUUCUCCUGAAAAACCCACCAUUUUCUCCAUUGAAGGAACCCCGAUGGCAGCUUCGAAGGAGCUAUUAACCUCUUCUUUCCUUCAAAGAUCGAACCUCCUCCCUCAUCUAACCUCUCAAAGGCUCUGUUUCCAAUCAAAACAGAGGUGCUGCCGUAGUGGGAGACAACUGAGGACACCGGUGAUCGCGGCGGCGAUAGCAGAGAACUUGAUGACGGUGGCGUCGAAGGCGGUCGAGAAACCGGUGGAGUUUAGGGUUAGGGCAGCAGUGACAGUGAGGAGGAAGAUGAAGCAGGGGUUGAAGGAGAAGGCUGAGGAUCAGUUGGAUGCGUUCUCUGAUAAAAUUGGGAGGAAUGUCGUUUUGGAGCUUGUUAGCACUGAGAUUGAUCCAAGGACGAAAAGAGCGAAAACGAGCGGUAAAGCUGCGUUACGAGGCUGGUUCGAGAAGAAGAAAGUCAAAGAUCAGAAAGUCGUGUAUACCGCGGAGUUCGUGGUUGACUCUGCGUUCGGCGAGCCAGGAGCAAUCACGGUGAUGAACAAGCACCACAAGGAGUUCUAUUUGGAGAGCAUUUUGGUCGAAGGUUUCGCUCGUGCUCCGGUUCACUUCACUUGCAACUCUUGGGUCCAGCCCUCCAGGCUUAACCCUGACAAAAGAGUUUUCUUUUGUAACAAGCCGUAUUUGCCCUCUGAAACUCCUCCAGGUUUGAAGGAGUUGAGGAAGAGGGAACUGAAGGAGCUGAGAGGCGACGGGAAAGGCGAGAGGAGGAUCUCAGAUAGGAUCUACGACUACGCGACCUAUAACGACUUGGGAUAUCCUGAUAAAGGAUUUGAAUUCUCUCGACCGACACUGGGAGGAGAGAAGAUACCGUAUCCACGGCGGUGUCGAACCGGACGACCGCCUGCGAAUACGGACCCGACAACAGAAAGCAGGGUAGAGUACCCACAUCCAAUCUACGUCCCCAGAGACGAACAGUUUGAAGAGGGGAAAGAAGAUAUGCUCUCAGCCGGAGCGCUGAAAGCAAUACUCCACAACAUCGUCCCUCAAGUCGUUGCAUCUAUUUCACCGGAGAGCCAUGACUUCGGCGGCUUCCACGAUAUCGACAACCUCUUCAAAGAGGGGAUCCGGUUGAAGCAAGGGUUGCAAGAUCACAUUUGGAAGAAGAUACCCUUUGUUAGUGACAUCCAAGAAUCUAGCGAGGGGAUACUUAAAUAUGAUACUCCCCACAUCAUUAGCAAGGACAAGUUUGCUUGGCUGAGGGAUGACGAAUUCGCCCGGCAGGCUCUAGCGGGGAUUAACCCUGUCGACAUUGAAAGACUUCAGGUCUUCCCACCGGUGAGCAAGCUCGACCCGGAAACCUACGGCCCUCCCGAAUCCGCCAUCAAAGAAGAGCACAUCAUCGGGCAGCUCGACGGAAUGUCGGUUCAACAGGCGUUGGAGGAGAACAAGUUGUACAUGUUGGACUUCCACGACGCAUACCUCCCGUUCAUCGACCGGAUCAACGCUCAGGAUGGUCGGAAGGCCUACGCUACCCGAACACUGUUCUUCUUACGCUCGCACCUGAGCGCGAUGUCGAUCGAGCUCAGCUCGCUGGCCGCGUCCUGCACGGGUUCGAUCGUUCAAGCGUCGACUCCGCCCAGCAACGCAACCGACAAUUGGCUCUGGCAGAUGGCCAAGGCUCACGUCUGCUCCAACGACGCAGGCGUCCACCAACUCGUCAACCACUGGUUGAAGACGCAUGCGUGUUUAGAGCCGUUCAUAAUAGGAGCGCACAGGCAGUUGAGCGUGAUGCAUCCGAUCUUCAAGCUAUUGAAGCCACAUAUGAGAUACACAUUGAGAUAAUGCGCAUUG
Asparagus officinalis (garden asparagus) is the source of this 1915-nucleotide messenger RNA. RefSeq names its product putative lipoxygenase 5. Gene Ontology annotation, biological process: lipid oxidation. Gene Ontology annotation, molecular function: protein binding; oxidoreductase activity, acting on single donors with incorporation of molecular oxygen, incorporation of two atoms of oxygen; metal ion binding. NCBI's taxonomy places the organism in Eukaryota, Viridiplantae, Streptophyta, Magnoliopsida, Asparagales, Asparagaceae. The record is from RefSeq and is a predicted model, not a curated record.